UCGCACCAGCUUGCACACUCCGCAUCCUGACGACCUAACGUUCCUGUUCACCGUUCAGUUCUUGUAAUCGCGCCGAUCGACCAGGAGGUGUUCAGUGGUCCCCCGGCUGUAUCGCCUGACGUUCCCCGGUCGUCGCCGAUCUCUUUUUAUCUCUGUCUUCUCGUUCUCCGCGUGCUUCGUCCGGUCGAUCACCAUGUCGAGCGAAUUCCUCGGGAAACGUUACAAGCUCUUCAGCAGCGAGAAUUUCGACGAGUUCAUGAAGGCGCUCGGCGUGGGUAUGGUGACCCGUAAAAUGGGCAGCACCGUCAGCCCCGUCGUCGAACUAACGGAGAAAGACGGAUUGUAUACGCUGAAAACGACCAGCCCCUUCAAAAACACCGAGAUAAAGUUCAAGCUUGGUGAGGAGUUCGACGAGGAGACCGUGGACGGCAGGAAGGUGAAGAGCGUCUGUACUCUGGACGGUAACAAACUUGUGCAGGUGCAAAAAGGCGAGAAGGACACCACGAUCGAGAGGGAAUUCAGUCCCACAGAGAUGAAGGCGAUUAUGAAGGUCGAUGACAUAGUCUGCACGAGGGUAUACAAGGUUCAGGAAUAAGAGUUCAGUACCAAAGCUGAAGACGUGCACAAGGUGCUCCUAGAAGCAUUCCAACGACUUGUAAAUUAUCGAAAUUUCGCUUGAACGUGAAUGAGAUAUAUGCUUUUUUUUGUUAACGGGAGAACCUUCAUAAGUCCUCUCGACUCUCGGGGAAGGACGGAGGGGUAUGCCGGAUUCUUACCGGCUAAAACCCCUCUAGGCCUUCCUCGAGUGUUGGGGGACGCCGGGAAGUGGAAUUUGCAUUACUUCCAAUGUAUGAGAUAUAUGCUGAUAUAUAGCGUCAGAUUAUAUUAUAUAUAUAUGUAUAAACUAAAUAUCAUUUACGUUGAAGUGUAAUUUUACAAAAAUUACCGUACAUAUGUUUUCUACGAAAUUAAAAUUCGUAUAUUUGAUAUGCAUGCGUUCGUAAAAUGUAUCGUAUGAGAACCGAAGUAUAAAGUAGUCAUCUGUUGUGCACAGAUUCAUAUACAGAUAUUUCUAUUCAUAUCUCGCGGAUUACGUAAUGAAAUAUGUAAUACCGUCAGCUAAUUAUGUUCCACAUACAGCAGUCGCUGUAUCACCUAUUUUAUGAAUGUUUGCUUUUUUCUACGAAUAAUAAUGAUUAAUGGAAA
Messenger RNA from Temnothorax curvispinosus, 1206 nucleotides. It is a transcript of the gene fabp, whose product is annotated as fatty acid-binding protein, muscle. Gene Ontology annotation, molecular function: fatty acid binding. Lineage: Eukaryota; Metazoa; Arthropoda; Insecta; Hymenoptera; Formicidae. The transcript has 3 exons. The coding region runs from base 194 to 595 and encodes 133 amino acids. The record is from RefSeq and is a predicted model, not a curated record. Gene Ontology annotation, biological process: fatty acid transport. Gene Ontology annotation, cellular component: nucleus; cytosol.